GAAGGCCACGAAUCAAAUGAAACCUUUCUCAGACUUAAUAACCAAAGAAUCAAGAUAGAAAAUCCCUUCAUAUCUCCAGUUCGAUACUGUUCAAACUCUAGCAUAACGCGGUUGGUUGUUGACAGUGUUUUAUACGUACUAUAGAGAUGUGAUGAAGGAGUCACUGAUAGUCACAGAUUAAUAUUAUUUAUUUUGUCCCUUAUGUGCAUUGUGUUUCAGAAAAUAUCAUGGAAGAAUCGUCACAGGGACAAGUGAGAUUCAACCAAACAGUCUGCCAUUUUAGAAGAGUGUCACUGUGAACACCAAAUUCUGAAAUGACAAGUCAGGCGCUUUUUGCAGCCAUAGAGGAUCGUGUGGCCAGCCAGGGAGAAAUAUUCCCAGCUCUUACGUUGAAAGCUAAUGGCUUGAAUAGCAGUGAUCUUAAUAUCAUCAACAAACUUGGAAAGAUAAAUUUGUCUAUAAGCUAUAUGAUCAUCAGGAACUUCGUUGCUUUAGAUCCAAACGACUAUUAGGAAAAUAAGUGGUAUAUAGGCAUCGGGAAGUUUAGCAACUAUCGGUAAUUUAAAAUUUAAAAGAUUCCACGAUAUCAUUUAUAAGGGUGUUGAACUGUUUUCAAGUUACAAUGGAGUUUUUAACACUAAGUGAUUAGCUAUUGGAUUCUAUUAUUGUACUUGUGAACCAUAUUUCAAGAAAGUUGUUACGGAAUAUGUAGCCAACUUGACGGCAAUGAAAAAUCCGGAGAAAGCCCAGGUCAUGUUGCUGGAGAAUUUAAGGAUUAUCUCCGAACACAGGCGUCGCUCUUUGGCCGCUGACCACUACAGACGAAUGACUUCUGUUCCAUUGCCCUUCAGCAGUUCACAUGCGUCUGGGUCCCAGGGACACGAGGGCGAGUCGGCAGCUUCACUAGUCCAUCGAGUGUCAUCACGGCGCAAGCGGGAAUCCAAUGUCAGUGUGGACCAUUUCUCUAUCCGGAGACCCCGUGACAGUCUGAAACCUGAGGUAAAGAUAGCUCCAAACCCUACCAUCACGUCAUAUCCGCCGGCAAGCACUGGCACCUCAGAUGCCGAGAACUCGCCGCUCAUCAUGGGUGUGCAAGGUGGAGAGACGGGUGAUAGUCCGGGACGGUAUUAUCCAGAUGAUAAGAACGAUGGUCCCCCGGACAGUGAAACCAUCAUGAGGAGCAAAAGAGUAUCCAAACGGGUGGUAUUAAAUGUUGGUGGUGUAAAGCACGAGGUUAUGUGGAGAACAUUAGAUCGCAUGCCACACACACGUUUGGGGAGACUACGCUCCUGUAAUACACACGAAAGUUUGCUGGAAAUCUGUGAUGAUUAUUCGCUGGAAUGUAAUGAAUAUUUCUUUGACCGACAUCCAAGGUCUUUUUCUUCCAUUUUAAACUUCUAUCGUACGGGUAAACUACAUUUAGUGGAGGAGAUGUGUGUGUUGUCUUUCAGUGAUGAUUUGGAAUACUGGAAUAUCGACGAAUUGUACUUAGAAUCAUGUUGUCAACACAAAUACCACCAAAGGAAGGAGCAUGUGUACGAAGAAAUACGUAAAGAGGCAGAAAGCCUGAGACAACGAGAAUCGGACGAGGAUUUCGGAAAUGGCAUGUGUGCUAAAUGGAGGAAAAAAGUCUGGGACUUGCUUGAGAAGCCCCAAUCUUCAAUGGCUGCUAGGACUCCAUUUGAAAAAUUCUGGGCCUACCUGGGCCAGGUCUUAGCAAUAGUGUCCGUACUGUUUAUUGUGCUGUCCACCGUCGCCCUCACACUUAACACCAUUCCUAGCCUUAAUGAGGACAGCGAAGCAUCCAACGACCUGGAGAUCAUAGAAGCCGUGUGUAUAUGCUGGUUCACUCUAGAAUACUUAGGAAGGUUCUGGGCUUCUCCUAACAAGUGGAAAUUCUUCAAAGGUCCCUUAAAUAUCAUUGACUUAUUAGCCAUCUUGCCGUAUUUUAUCAGUUUGGGGUUGACGGAAACUAACAGACACACAACAGAGCAGUUCCAAAACGUUCGUAGAGUAGUACAAAUUUUUAGAAUUAUGCGAAUUUUACGAAUUUUAAAACUUGCGCGCCAUUCAACAGGUUUGCAGUCAUUAGGAUACACGCUGCAAAGGAGUUACAAGGAACUAGGUCUUUUAUUAAUGUUUUUAGCUAUAACUGUAUUACUGUUUUCAAGUUUGGCUUAUUUUGCCGAGAAAGAUGUAGACAAAACGAAAUUCAAAAGUAUUCCAGAGACCUUCUGGUGGGCUGCUAUCACCAUGACAACCGUAGGAUACGGUGAUAUUUAUCCAAUGACUACACCGGGAAAGCUGGUGGGUGCUGUGUGUUGUAUUUGUGGUGUGUUGGUCAUUGCUCUCCCCAUUCCUAUUAUUGUCAAUAAUUUUGCCGAGUUUUAUAAGGACCAAAUGCGAAGAGAGAAAGCCUUGCGAAGACGAGAUGCUCUGGAAAGGGCGAAGCGUACAGGGAGCAUUGUGUCAGUGCAUUCCUUUAAUAUAAGAGAUGUGUAUGCUAGAAGUGUUGACCUUUUAGACGUUAAUGUAGAAUCAGGCGGUGGAAGGGGGUCAUGUGACAACGGGCACAACUGUGAUGUUGGGACUGUCAAAAAUGACGGCAAAUGCGCGAGUGCCCCACAAUUCGUGACGAAUUCGUCCGAGGCGGCCAUUAAAUCAUCGAAUGAUCACUGUGAUUUGAACAGUCUUCCUGACUAUAAAUGUGCAACAAAUAUAAUAGAGACGGAGGAGGGUACAGGCCCGAGGACCUCCUCUAAUCCAGCUUUACAUUCGGAACAUCAGGGAAAGCUUGAAUACCCACCAACUGCUGAAAAUCUCAUGCAUGCGCGUUGUACCAUUGAAUUAAAACCGUUAAUACGACAGAGCAGCAACACAAGCACUGAUACAUUUAAUAGCUGCUUGACUCACCCCUCAAGCCCCGGAGGCUCGGGGGCACAGGGUCAUCUACAGAAUAAUUGCAACAGACAUAAUGUUUACGUAAACCCAUUGGAGAAUUCCAGACUUAGUUCAGUUUUUAAUUUGACAGACAGUAGUUCUUGUAGCAAGCCGUUGGAUUUGAAUGUAGAUUAUAAAUGUUCCGAGAAUGUAUUUACAACUGACAGUGACUCUGUUCAAAUUGUUCAGAAACUAGAAGAUGGAUAUACUACAACUUGGAAUCGCAGUGUUCUUCCAAACAAUCAACCAAGUCCUCCACCACGGCUUGUGCAUCAGAAGAGUUCCGAAGAAUCACCGAGAGCACCCGAAAGGUCUCUUCUCAAACGUCACAAAUCUGAGACGGGUAAUCGACAAAGCAAUGUUUCUGGAAUCAAGGAACGGUCCUACUCGUCUUCUGAUAACAUACAUGACGAGAGCUCAAGCAAAUCAAAAACUGCUAAAUUUCGUAAAGCGGUGUCGUUGGCCAGUAGACUGCAUUCAAGUCCUUCAACUGGUCGGAAAUUAGCUAAUUACCAUUUAAUUGCCAAUCCACAAUCAGGUAAACCCAGUGAAUGCGGGAAACUUCAAAAUGGAAUAACUACUGAUUGUGAAACUUGUACUCCAUUCGAUCCCCCUCAACCAGUGAUGAAAUCUAUACUUAAAAAAGAUUAUAACGUCACUUCCGGUGAUGACACUGAAACGCUUUUACAAAAUGCGUCCAAUGAUUGCGACGUAUUUCAAUGGGAAAAUUCCCCAGAAAACACUUCCACAAACAUUACACACUCGUUAUGUUUACCGGAAAGCGAUCUUCCCUCAAAACAAGAUAAUGGAAAUAAAGAAGACACAUUUCCGGUGAGAGAAAACAGUGAUGCAAACACACUUCCGCUUUCUUCCUCCUUUAAUUCAUGUGGGACCCCUCAGACGGAUAGGUUUGACGAUUAUAGUUUAUUUGACUCUUCUGAAAAUCGUGGUGAAGAUGAGCUUGAAUUUAGCGAUAGUGUGGCGAGUCCCCAAAAGGGAAACUGCUGGAACAGAGAUAGCGGGAACUCUUUGCCAUGGCAGAAUAACGAUACAAGCCCCUCCGACAAUUUGGAUAUCGAAGAAAGCAUGAUAGGAUCGAACUCAAUGGGACGAUCCCCAUCGGAUGAUAAUAGUCUUUCAUCUCAUAACUUAAUACAUAUAUCCCCUAUUGAAAAUAAUUCAAAUACAGAUCCAAAGAUGGAUUUACAACAGACUGGCUUUGAAUUUUUGACUGAAAGUGAUUUAAAUGGUCAACGAAAAGAUUAUGAAGUGGACACACUGUUAAAUAAUAUUGGACGUCUGUCCUCGGACGAAAGUACCGAAAUUUAUUCCCAAGAAGCGAGUGGAUAAGAAGUGUGCAUUUGUAAGUGAUGUGAAUGUGGUGUCCAUAUUGUUUACAAUCCAUUCAUUAGAGUGUGUUACAGAUUACGAUUUGAUGUUUUCGAUUCUGUUCUUCUUUUCAGACUUGGAAGAUAAUCUUCAUUCGUUCUCAAAGAGAAGAAUACAACUUUGUAAUUUUUGCGGUCGAUAAAAGAAACAUUUUCAGUAUUGUUAAAAUCUUUCUUACUAAAUUUUAUUGCACAUUCGUUGUUACGAAUUUAUGACAUUGCAUUGCAGGGGAAUUGUUUCUUUCGUAUGUGAUUGUUACAUUUUAAAGUAAUACAUGUUAUUUGCACUUUCCUGCAAUGUUUGAUAGUUUAUUGAUUAUUUGUUGUAUAAAUUUGUACAACGCCAUCUUGUUCCUUCUAGAAUUCAGAGCGUGCAAAAUGAAAUAAAAUUGUUCAAUUUG
This is a messenger RNA of Saccostrea echinata, 4729 nucleotides long. Its product is annotated as potassium voltage-gated channel subfamily B member 2-like. Gene Ontology annotation, cellular component: membrane; voltage-gated potassium channel complex. NCBI's taxonomy places the organism in Eukaryota, Metazoa, Mollusca, Bivalvia, Ostreida, Ostreidae. The record is from RefSeq and is a predicted model, not a curated record. The transcript is spliced from 7 exons. Gene Ontology annotation, biological process: protein homooligomerization; potassium ion transmembrane transport. The coding region runs from base 727 to 4290 and encodes 1187 amino acids. Gene Ontology annotation, molecular function: protein binding; delayed rectifier potassium channel activity.